Chelonus insularis is the source of this 741-nucleotide messenger RNA. Its product is annotated as oligosaccharyltransferase complex subunit ostc. The transcript is spliced from 4 exons. The coding region runs from base 137 to 586 and encodes 149 amino acids. The record is from RefSeq and is a predicted model, not a curated record. NCBI's taxonomy places the organism in Eukaryota, Metazoa, Arthropoda, Insecta, Hymenoptera, Braconidae. Gene Ontology annotation, cellular component: oligosaccharyltransferase complex.
AGUUAGGUUAGGGAAUUUGUAGUUUGAGACAAAAUACCGGCUAAACACGUCAACAGAAAUUUUUUCUUCCAGCUACUGGAGUUAUUUGUAUUAUUUAUAAUUUUAGUCUUGAUAUAUCUUAGUUAAAAUUAUUAAUAUGGAUUUAAUUUACCGAGCACCGUUUUUUGUACUUGAAGUUCCAAAUUUAAAACUUAAAAAACCAUCAUGGUUUGUAAAACCAAAUGCAAUGAUUGUAUUCUCGAUCAUACUUUUAUCAUAUUUCAUGGUCACUGGAGGUAUUAUUUAUGAUGUAAUUGUUGAACCACCAAGUGUUGGAUCCACAACAGAUGAACAUGGACACACAAGGCCCGUGGCAUUUAUGCCAUAUCGUGUAAAUGGACAAUAUAUAAUGGAAGGAUUAGCUUCUAGCUUUCUGUUUACUCUUGGAGGUCUCGGUUUUAUUAUUUUAGAUCAAACACAUUCACCAUCAACCCCAAAAUUAAAUAGAAUACUUCUCAUUAGCGUUGGUUUUAUUUGUAUAAUCGUAUCAUUCAUUACUUGUUGGAUAUUUAUGCGCAUGAAACUUCCAGGAUAUUUUCAGUGGUAAGAGAUAGUAUUUCAUUUUUUAACUACUUGCUAUCUAUCAACAAUCAACUUGAUACAUUAUUCAGAUCUGCAUCAUUUCAAAGCUGAAGAGAAUCGAAAAAUGAGAUUUAAAACAACCAUUUUUUAUCAAUAAAUUUUUAUCAUUUCUAUAAUACA